Hippocampus zosterae (dwarf seahorse) is the source of this 3668-nucleotide messenger RNA. RefSeq names its product galectin-3-binding protein. Gene Ontology annotation, cellular component: membrane. Bases 326 to 1522 code for a protein of 398 amino acids. The record is from RefSeq and is a predicted model, not a curated record. Lineage: Eukaryota; Metazoa; Chordata; Actinopteri; Syngnathiformes; Syngnathidae. The transcript is spliced from 8 exons.
GCUGGAUGGAUAAACGCUACUCUACUCAACACAUUUCCGACAUGGACGUCAGAUUAUUGUGACGAGCUGGCCUCACUCUCGAGACUUUUGUUCUCGACUUCGCUUUUAAUUGUCAAAAUGUCUGUCGCUGGUGUACGCAACAGUCGCGUCGCAACAGCCACUUGAUUAAAGCUCUGCUAGUUAGCACUUGUUCGGCUGUUUAGCUCAAGAAGCUAACAAAGCUAGCACGUCAAUGUCACAUGCUACGUAUGUAGCGUCCUUCAAUACUCCACCGGCCGGCCAUCAUUCCGGCCCUGCUGUUUGAUGGAAGGGUGAGGGGGAAACGAUGCGAACAUUCCUCUACAUUCUGCUAACGGGUUUGUUAGGUGUUCUGCAGGACAGAGUCACUGCCAUUGAUAAUGUCAGACUUGUGGAUGGGGAGAGCAAAUGUUCUGGCCGUGUCGAGGUUCUCCGACAUAACCACUGGGGGACAGUUUGCGACCACGGUUGGGACCUCCGCGAGGCUGACGUGGUGUGCCUGGAGCUGGCCUGUGGCUUGGCAGAGUCGGCCCUCCACGGGGCGGCUUUCGGUAUGGGCAGAGGACAGAUCUGGCUGCGGCACGUUCAGUGCACGGGACACGAGUCUAGUCUGACCCGCUGUGCCGUCGUCCUCCAUAGUCACCCCCACUGCACCCAUGAAAAUGAUGCAGGCGUGAAAUGCUCAGGUACCCUUUUCAUGCCUAUCCUCUCCCUUUUGUCACCCCACACCGUGUUCUCUUCCGGGGAAGCGGUUCGGUUCAGUUGCAGCGUCCUGCCGGGUCACCACGUCAGAGACUUCCACCUUUACAAACAUGGCGUGACCACGCCCGUGGUGACGCAGAAGGCGGAAAUGAGUCAGUCACGGGUGGAGAUGGCUCUGCCUAACAUUGAGACUUUCCAACAGGGCAGCUACAGUUGUCGCUACAGGGUCAGCGGCAGCUCGCCUUCUCAGCUGCUCAGCUCUCCACCAAGCAACUCUGUCAACAUCACCGUGGUGGAACUCCUGACCCCUCAGCACUGGUACAACACAUCUUCCGAGGUCCCGGCUGGAUCCGUCAUUAAGGGCCACAGUUUUAACAUCACAUGCUUCACGCCGCAGCCGUACCCCGGAGGCUCCUUUCAGCUGCGACUCAUCCGCCCCAAUGGCACAGUGCGCCAGUCUCUGCCAGCCCUCAGCCCGUCCGUCACUUUCACCUUUGCUAGUGCCCAGAGCUCAAAUGAGGGCUACUACUACUGCCUGUAUCGGGUCCAGCUGGGAGGACGCACCUUUGUCUCCAGAGAAAGCCAGGCCCUGCCCAUAUCUAUACGAGACCCCGAUCCAGUUCUGAGUCCAGUAAUGAUCAGCUGGCUUGUGUCUGGCCUGACAUUUGUUGUUGCCGUCAUCAUAAUUAUCGUUGUGGCCAAAAUGCUGUGCAACAAGGAGAGGAAACCCUCUGAACUGGAGCGAGAGACCAGAUCUUGUGUGGAAAACACUUAUGUUGCCUUAUCGAUUAACAAGCUAUGAUGGUGUAUGCAGCCAGGCAUAACGGCUCAAGGGAGAGAGGUGCGGCUGUGUCUACAAUGGCUUCAUGGGGCACCACAAAACCAGUUGGCUUGGUCAGCGAUCCCUGCUACGCCCACCUCAGUCUGCAUGGAACAAGGUUUCUCCUUUUAAAUUUCAUCGUUUGGUACCUUUCCGUACCUUCGCUGUAUCUGCUAGCAAGUUAAACCACUUGGGCCUUGAUCUUUGAAGGAGAUAUAUGAUGGAAAAUACGGAUGGAUGGGCUUAACUUUUAUAUAAGUAUUUAAUAGCUGGCUAUGUGAUAUGACUUUCCUCUUUACCCAUCAAUUGUGAAAUUAAACAACCAGGCAAUUAUUUUGUAGGUUGACUGUUAUAAUAAUUAUUGUUUUAUUAUUAAUUUUUUAAAAGUGUCCUUGAGCAGGCAGUUCAAAAUUCUACCCCAUGGUGAGGUCACAGUUUGGCUAAUUCAUAUAUUUAAUGUAGUUUAAUAACAUAUUUUAUUUGCAUGACAACAGCCCACUCUGUCCCUCAACUUUGAAAAAAGUUACCACACAGUACUUUUCUACAUACUUAAAUUAGGCUUUGGCUAGAAUCAGAUUCCGACGGUACCACAACAUUGAGCAUACCUAUCGCAGUAUUGCAAGAAAGAAAAUAGAGACUAGAAUCCAGACCUUCAAUCCCACGGUAUACAUUUUUGUCUUUUACGAUUUUUCAUGUGGGAGUGUGAGGAAAUGGCUGGCAUUGAACUACCAAGAAUGACUAAGGUAAAAUAAAUAUAUAAAUCCAAUCAAAAUACACGCUCUAUCGUAAGAAAGCGAAACCCGUCGCUCAAUAAUUAAAAACAAAGUGUUGAAUUUGUCUUCUUGAUCAAGUGAAUGUGGUGUGGGCUGUACUCCUUAACCUUUCAACCUUUGUGUAUUUUGUCCAAAGACACCCCUGGUGGGGAUUUAGUGACACACCGGAGCAAGUGAUCAGUUCAUAGCCACAAAAUUAGGACUUUGGGAUUUCUUGGUUAUUCUUUCUUUAUUGUCACGUUUGGAUUAAUGUGACAUUCUCAAGGUUUGUUCAAAUAUAUAGUGGUUGCAGGUGGGGGUCAGGGGUGGUUAAAGUUCAAUCAUUUACAUAAGAACUUUCCGAAUAUGUCAGUAAAAUAGCAAACAGGGUUUCAUUUGACUUUAAUUUAGACCUGCUGGACACAGAAGUUGUCUGUUUUUUAACUUGCUUCUCUUAUAUACUGUAUUCAUGCAAGCCUUGCACGUUACACCGUGCACCCAAGGUGACUGAAAUAGAGCCGUUGCGUUCAAAGUCGGUGUUUACGCUCAAUUCCGUAUUAAUGCUCGUGUAUUUACAGUUGUUUCUCGCUCAAGGAGCAAAAUGUGACUAACUCUUGUUUUAAUAUUUUUUUUUAAUUAAAAGAUUUGUACUAAGGAAGAACUCCACUAAUUUAUUGAAUAUGUUGUUCUCCAGCAAUGGUUUAUGUCAGGGGUGUCAAACUCGUUUUUUGUCGCGGGCCACUCUUUGGGCUUCUCUCGGAGGGCUUGUAGAAAAUGUCAUUAUUUAUUACCCAUGACAAUUUGACAUUUCGGUACAGAUUCCAGCCAGAAUCAUGAUAGUUGACACACAUGAUUUUCUCCUGCAGGCCACAUAAAACGAUGUGGGGGGGGCGUAACUGGCCCACGGGCCUUGACUUGGACACACGUGGUUUAUGUAAAGCGGGGGUGUGAAACUCAUUUUUGUCACGGGCCACUUUGGAGUUAACGUCUUACCUCGGAGGACCGUUAUGAAAGUGAAACCAAAUGAAUGUUCAAUUGUGACAAACUGAGUAAGAGUUUGUUCAAUUAUUGUUCACAGUGUGUACACAGGGCAACAAAAUUAUUGCAAAAGCGUUAUUUAUCAUACAUGACAACCUGACAUUUUGGUAUGGAUUCUACUUAGCAAGGAUCACGGAAGUUGACACAUGAUUUGCUUUUGCGGGCCACAAAAUGACGUGGCGGGCCGGAUCUGCCUUGAGUUUGACACUUGAGAUGUCAAGAAUGAUUUUGUAUUUUGAAUCCAACCCAGCUUUGCAUUGUAUGUCAUUUAUGUACGUUGCUGCAUUUCAACGUGUAAACGUCACAGUCGAUUAAAAUGUUAUUGUUGACUGGAUUAC